AUGCAUUUUUCUCAUAAUCCUCCAGGCAAGAAAGGAAAGCCGGUGGAGGUCUUGACCAACUGUUUCCGCAUGAAGGCUGCUGAUCAGUGGCUUCUGCACCAGUACAGCGUGGACUUCAGCCCCGUUGUGGACAACCCUAGGGCACGUCAUGCCCUGCUACGGGCUCACUCUGAGAUCCUAGGCACCCCCAUGGCCUUUGAUGGGAUGAUGUUGUUCCUGCUCCGAAGGCUUGAUGAGCCGGUGACCAGAUUUCAAACCAAAUGCCGUGACUCUGAUGACAUCAUCACCAUUACUGUUGCUCUCAAGAAUGCGCUGCCUCCUACUUCACCAACCUGCAUGCAGGUUUAUAACAUCAUCUUCCGCAAGAUUCUUGGAUUGGUUGGCUUUGAGCAGACCGGCAGGAACUAUUUCAACCCCAACGCCAAAAGGGAAAUCCAGCAACACAAGAUCCAGCUCCUGCCAGGUUUCAUCACCUCCAUCUUGCAGUAUGAGCAGGAGGUCCUCCUGAUGGCAGACGUCUCUCACAAGAUCCUGAGGACGGAGACAGUCUUGGACAUGCUGGCUGAGAUUCAGCAGACCAAGGGAGCAGGCUGGGCGGAUGUGGCCAAGAGAGUACUGGCAGGAGAAAUUGUCCUGACCAAGUACAACAACAAGACCUACCGAGUGGACGACAUCGACUUUAAUAUCGAUCCCAUGAACACAUUCGACAAGUUGGACGGCACUAAAAUAACCUACGCCCAGUACUACCGGGACGCGUACGGGCUAAAUAUCAGUGAUCUAGGACAGCCACUGCUGGUCAGCAAACCAAAGAAAAGGGCAUGCUAA
This is a messenger RNA of Patiria miniata (bat star), 825 nucleotides long. RefSeq names its product piwi-like protein 1. Lineage: Eukaryota; Metazoa; Echinodermata; Asteroidea; Valvatida; Asterinidae. Gene Ontology annotation, molecular function: piRNA binding; protein binding. Gene Ontology annotation, cellular component: P granule. The transcript has 6 exons. Gene Ontology annotation, biological process: regulatory ncRNA-mediated gene silencing. The record is from RefSeq and is a predicted model, not a curated record. The coding region runs from base 1 to 825 and encodes 274 amino acids.